GAUGGCGAACUGCAGCUAGAAAACAGUUGUGGAAGAGAAAAUGUUUGGGGAUUUAUCCUCCUUACCUUAUUGAUGCAUUGCAACAAUCGAAAUCAAAAUUACAAUUUUUAGGAUAAUACUGCAAUACCUCAAGAUUACAUUCUGGAAAUUCUAUCUACCAAUAACGAUGAAGAACGAUCAAGCAUCUGUAACUAGACUCCUACAAACUUGGGAUAGAGGCUCAAAGAGCACCAGAGUGAAAAUGCUUCAGGAUUUUGUUUGUGAAAACACUUACAAAACUGGGCCUGAACUCGAACUGGAGUUUGCACAUGCAGCAAGUUUAUUUUUGACGAGACUAACAGCAUGGCUUAGACUUACAUAUAUGAUGGGAACCCAUGUUAAGAUACAGCUACAGGCAAUUGGCAUCUUCGUUGGAGCUUCUAGUGGCCACAAGUUCUUAGCAGAAUUCCUAGAAGUUGGUGGUGUUCUUACAGUCUUAGAAAUUUUGGGCUUAAAUCAAGCAAAGGAGGAAGACAAAGCUGAAGCCUUGAAGAUCUUGAUGCAUGUGGUUAAUGCUGGACGUCGAUACAAGGAGCUAGUUUGUGAAAGCUUUGGAAUUAGAGCAGUGGCAGAGUGUUUAGCAAAGUCAAACUCUGAGGAAACUCAAGACCUUGCCAGGAAUCUGCUUCAUCAGUUGUCAAAUGGCAAUCCUAAAUAUGAAAAUCAAGUAUACAAAGCAUUAAUAGCACUUCUCAAGUCUUCUUCACCAAAAGCACAGCAAAUGGCAGCCCAAACACUGAGAAUCAUCCAGCCUGUUAUUGGAACAGCAAGCCCAACCAUAGUUGAUCCAGUUUUAAUGCUAUUGAGAUCACUUCAUCUGGAAGUGCAAUAUGAAGCAUGCGAGUUGAUCAAGGACCUAAUGCAGUACAACAUCAGAAAUGCAAUUCUAAAGGGACUUGUGUCAUUAUUGAAACCAACAAAAGAUGAUGUACAAGAAAGUGCUGAAUCAGUUAUUGCUGAUCCAGAUUCGCCCCAACUUCAGCCCCCACUUCCAAUAUACGUUCAGCAGGCUGCUGCUGCAAAAAUGAUAUGUAUUUUAGCCAAGGAAUCUCCAGAAAUAGCCGAAAGCCUUGUUCAGUUACGAGCUGUACAUGGCAUUUUACUCGCAAUGGGAAACACUCUUUAUGCAGAAAGCCAAAGACAAGCGGGAAUUGCACUCGAGUUCUUUGUACGUUCUUUCCCUCUGGUAAAUGAUCGUGUCAAGGAGGCUUUGGGAGAUAAAUCCUACGAAGAAUUCAUGACUCAACCUGAUAAUAUGUUUGUGAAUAUGACAGCAAUACAAGCCGAUGUACUUGUAUCAAACAAAGUGAAUAUUCCUGGAGAUUCACCUUAUGGUUUGUUGGAGUGUCGAUGGAGAAGCUUGGUAAAAGUUGGUAUACUUGCGCAUUGUUCCUCAAACGGCCCAAGGCAAAGAGAUCUCUCCAACAAUACGGUUCAAGAAAGGACUUCCACAAGUUAUGGAGACACAAGAUUAGAAAAGCAGUGUCGUAACUUAAGUCGCGAUUAUAACAAGGAGCAACUUUCUUUGCAACACAGGUUGCAUGGAGCGUUGCAGCGUGUAACCUACAGCGCAAUUGGAAAUAAUGCUGCGAAACAAGUUGCUGAAAUGGUUGCAAAGAGUAUAAUUCCUUUCUAUUUUUGGUAACGAUUUCGUCUUCGCUGCACCGUGUAAACACUCUCGCAACUUGUGCCACAACGCUGUCGCGAUAGAAGAUGCUGAAAAAAAUUGAUCCAUGUUAUCGCGCCUUUGGUGUUUCCUGUGGACGAUUAUAAACUUACAGCUUCUAUAAAGCAGAUCUGGAAUUGGAUUAUUAGAGUUUAAAUGUUUAUCGUAACGCUUGUUUUAUCUGUGUGUUAUUUAUGUUAAAUAAAUAAGGCCAUUUUGAGUCUUUUUUUUUUCCAUUGUCGCGAGCCAAGAGGCGAGCAGUGAGACCACCAGCUGAGCGGUAACUUGUGUUUCAGCCAAUCAUAGCGCGUUUAGCUGUUUUGCCGCCGGUCCUCAUUCCCAUGCUACUGUAACCCAACUUUUGUGUAUUUUUUCUGUUUUCAAGGAGCAGAAAUAUGAAAAGGAAGAAUAAAAACGAAGUCACUUUACUGUCA
Molecule: messenger RNA, 2139 nt
Organism: Actinia tenebrosa (Australian red waratah sea anemone)
Lineage: Eukaryota; Metazoa; Cnidaria; Anthozoa; Actiniaria; Actiniidae
Product: armadillo-like helical domain containing protein 1
Source: RefSeq, a predicted model, not a curated record